AUGCUCUCACGUGUUGCUGCAGUCAUGGCACCCCGCACACACAACCGUUGCCGCGUGACCGGAUCCAGGGGCAGGAGGAGGGAAGGAAGAGAGAGUGAGCCGCAGAGGCCCAACAUGUCCCGGCGCGUGUUUACUGCCACGGUGCUGCUUCUUCUCGUGAUGAUGUGCUGCGGCAGUGGAGCUGCAGCCGCUGGGGGCAGUGAAACAAGGAAUACUGUUGAUCCGUUUAAGGGGACGACAAGGAUAGAUGCUAAUUGGAUGGAGUUUAACGAGACCGGAAGCAAAAUCACCUCGCUCCGUGUUCCUGGCCUCGUUAAAGUGGGUGAUGAUGUAUUUGCUGUUGCUGAAGCGCAGUGCGGGGAAAGGAAUGGAGCCGACUGCUGUGCUGGGAUUGUGUCAAAGCACCUGAAUAUAAGUGAUGACUCAAUGGAUAUUUCGACGUCGGAUUUAAGUUUGUUUCGCAUGCAACUUGGGGACACUGUUGCGAAUAAUUUUAGGACAACAGGAGUGUUGCGACCAACGACGCUUGUAAUUGGGGACAGUGUCUACAUGCUCCUGGGAAACUACAGCCAUACAAAGCCGCAGGUUGAAGGUACGAAUGAGCGGGGUCUUUUACUCGUGAAGGGAACUGCCACUGAAGAAAAUGGAAAGAAGAAAAUCAAAUGGAGUGAGACCCAUGUGGUGGAGCCUCAAGGCAAAGGAGCAUCUCUUUCCUUGACCGAGUUAAUUGGUGGCGGAGGAUCGGGUGCUGUGAUGCGUGGCGGCGCGAUUGUGUUUCCCAUGCAGGCCAAAAAAAAGGAUGGAACGAACGUUUUGCUCUCUAUGCGUUUCCCCAAUUCAGGGAACAAAUGGGAGCUUUCAUCCGAGACGCCUGGUAAGGGCUGCAGGGAUCCAACCCUGGUGAAGUGGAAAGAAAAGAAAGACGACGAAAGUCUCUUCAUGAUGGCUCAUUGUGCUGGAGGCUACUAUGACGUUUACAUGUCCACUCCGAAUGGAGUCAGUUGGUAUACGUCGGGUGAGCCAAUUAACCGCGUGUGGGGCAACUCACACAAUCGAAAGGGAUACGGUGUCCAGAGCGGAUCCACCACCGCAAUCAUUGAGGGAAAGGAGGUGAUGCUCAUCACCGCGCCGGUGUAUCCGAAGGAAGAUAAUAAAUGUGGAAAGGGUCGGCUUCAUCUUUGGGUGACGGACAAGGCACGUGUGUAUGAUGUUGGGCAGGUAUCCCGUGAAAAUGAUGACGCCGCCGCCAGCUCGCUGUUGAUAAAAGAUAAUAAUAAUGAGUUGAUUUCACUGUACGAGAACAAGAAGAGUGACGGAUCAUACAAUCUUGUUGCUGUGCGUCUGACCGAGAAACUGGAGCGGGUAAAGGAAGUGGUGAAGACAUGGAAGGAUUUGGACAGCGCCUUGAAAACAUGCCGUUCCGGUUCAAGUGGCACUGUUGACGCGCUCAGAAAGGACAUGUGCAAUGGUCCUGUUCCCACUAACAGGCUUGUUGGCUUCUUGUCUGGUAACUCAACUGGGACCGAGUGGAGGGACGAGUACCUCGGCGUGAAUGCAACUGUGACGAAUGGGGAGAGAAGGGUUUCCAAUGGAUUGACGUUCAAAGGAUCAUGGGCGGAGUGGCCCGUUGGCGACAUGGGGCAGACUGUGCCGUACUACUUUGCAAACAACAAGUUCACUCUUGUGGCGACGGUGUCCAUCCACGAGGUGCCGGAGAGUGGCAGCAUUCCUUUGAUUGGCGUGAGGAUGAAUGACACUGACAGCACGGUGCUUUUUGGUCUGUCGUACACCCACGACAAGAAGUGGCUGGCCAUACCGGAGAAACGUGCUACUUUGAAGCUCUUCGAUGGGUGGGAGCCAAACAAGACGUAUCAGGUGGUACUGCAAAUGGAUUCUGAUUUUUGGACUGUCGUUGUAGAUGGAAAGGAAAUCCACUACAAGAGAUAUGAUGCGAAUCUGUUCAACUCACGCAGGAUCUCACACUUUUACAUCGGCGGGGACAGUAAGCACCAAAGUGCAACGGGCGGCCACGUGACGGUGACCAACGUCAUGCUGUACAACGAGGAACUGUUGGGAAAUGAACUGCGCAAACUCAAUGCCAGCAAAGUCACUAUUCCAUCACUGGGUGUCGAGAAGCAACCCACAGAACAGGCGGCCAACACGGACGCUUUGGUUGCUUCCGAGUCAAGGAGUGAAGGGAGCGCCACCAGCCAUGAGAAAUUGAAUGAGAAUGAUCCUGAAAAACGAGGAGAAAACAGCGUCGAUGAUCUGGUGCCUGCAGCGCCCCAUUCCACGGUUGUCGCGGGAUCAUCUGUUCCUGAACCCGCCACCGCAAUGGAGAUCGCAGAGAAUUCUCGUUCAGAUGACAAUACCCAGCUUCACCAGGGCGAAACGGCCCGGCAAGACACGCCGAAUGAAGAGAAUAAAUCGAUGCAGCGGGGUUCAGAUGUGCAGACACAAGACCCACAGCCAGAGUUAUUAACGGAGUUCAAUGAUGUUGAAGGAUCCUCUGAAAGUAAUGAUGAAGAAAUGCCAGAGGAGGAGGGAGAAGCGGAUGACAGGAGUGGCAAAUCAACGUCUCCAGUGACUGCGUCGUUGAGUAUGGAAACGGCCGCCGGACCAGUGUACGGUGGGCACCAAGUGCAGAAAAGCAUUGACCUUUCCGCUGAAAACAACGACGUGCGGCCCACUGGAACCGGAACCACCGGCGCGGAGGAAAGCCUCAGCCUCGAGGCGGGGGAAAGAAAUUCCGAGGGAAAAAUGAACUCAGACAGCAGCCCCACUCCUUCAGGGAUUGACGCCGAACCGACAUCUGCGGAGGACACCGACAACAUCUCUUGGACUGAGAGGGCCGAAGUUUCUUCUGGAGAAGGCAAGGAGAUGCCACAGACGGUCGACGCCGCACCGGGCAACACAAACACCACGCCCGGGGAAACCGAGAUCCCAUCGGAGUCCAACGCAACAACACCCUCGGACACUGAAAUUUUGCCUGAGAACGGGCAUUUGGGCGAGUUGGCGGCCAUGUAUCUAAUUGGUGACAGCACCGUGCAUGUGUGUGCGUCUCGGGUGUUGUUGCUGCUGCUUCUGGGGCUGUGGAGUAUUGCGGCUCUCUGUUGA
Messenger RNA from Trypanosoma cruzi, 3117 nucleotides. RefSeq names its product trans-sialidase, putative. The transcript has a single exon. The record is from RefSeq and is a predicted model, not a curated record. Gene Ontology annotation, molecular function: exo-alpha-sialidase activity. The coding region runs from base 1 to 3117 and encodes 1038 amino acids. NCBI's taxonomy places the organism in Eukaryota, Euglenozoa, Kinetoplastea, Trypanosomatida, Trypanosomatidae.